AAUAAUAUCAUUGAACGGAGUAGAAGAAAGCAUAUUCCACGGUCACCAAACCUCUCCCUUCGAACUUUUUUUUUCAGUCUGCGUCUCUCUCCCGUCACCGUCGAAACUACUGAGAUCUCUCUCUCUCUCCAAUCACUUCACCGAAGAUGCAUUCCAGUCAUCUUCUUCUCGAGGAGCCGAUCAGGAUGGCUUCAAUCCUCGAGCCUUCCAAAUCUAGUUUCUUCCCGGCAUUGACUAAGAUCGUCGGAACUCUCGGUCCUAAAUCCCGAUCCGUCGAGGCUCUCUCCGGUUGUCUCAAAGCCGGCAUGUCUGUGGCUCGAUUUGAUUUCUCUUGGGGAGACUCUGAUUACCACCAGGAGACACUAGAUAAUCUCAAGGUUGCUGUGAGGAGCACUAAGAAGCUUUGUGCUGUUAUGCUUGAUACUGUGGGACCUGAGUUGCAAGUUAUUAACAAAUCUGAGAAAGCUAUUACUUUGAAAGCUGACGGCCUUGUAACUUUGACACCGAAUCAAGAUCAGGAAGCCUCUUCUGAAGUUCUUCCCAUUAAUUUCAAUGGGCUUGCCAAGGCGGUGAAGAAAGGAGAUACUAUCUUUGUUGGGCAAUACCUCUUCACUGGUAGUGAAACAACUUCAGUUUGGCUUGAGGUUGCUGAAGUUAAAGGAGAUGAUGUCAUUUGCCUGUCUAGGAAUGCUGCUACUCUGGCUGGUUCUCUCUUCACUUUGCAUGCCUCUCAAGUUCACAUCGAUCUGCCAACUCUCACAGAGAAGGAUAAGGAGGUUAUAAGCACAUGGGGAGUCCAAAAUAAAAUCGAUUUUCUCUCAUUGUCUUAUUGCCGACAUGCGGAGGAUGUUCGCCAGACCCGUGAAAUGCUUAAAAAGUUGGGUGACCUCUCCCAAACACAAAUAUUCGCAAAGAUUGAGAAUGUGGAGGGACUAACCCACUUUGAUGAGAUUCUACAAGAAGCUGAUGGAAUUAUUCUUUCACGUGGGAAUUUGGGGAUAGAUCUACCCCCAGAGAAGGUGUUUUUGUUUCAAAAGGCAGCUCUUUACCAUUGCAACAUGGCUGGAAAGCCAGCCGUUCUUACCCGUGUUGUUGACAGUAUGACUGACAACUUGCGACCAACUCGUGCGGAGGCAACGGAUGUUGCUAAUGCUGUUUUAGAUGGAAGUGAUGCAAUUCUUCUUGGUGCUGAGACCCUUCGUGGAUUGUACCCUGUUGAGACAAUAUCAACUGUUGGUAGGAUCUGUGCUGAGGCAGAGAAGGUUUUCAAUCAAGAUUUGUACUUCAAGAAGACUGUCAAGUAUGUUGGAGAACCUAUGACCCACUUGGAAUCGAUUGCUUCUUCAGCUGUACGGGCAGCCAUCAAGGUUAAGGCAUCAGUAAUUAUAUGCUUCACCUCUUCUGGAAGAGCAGCCAGGUUGAUUUCGAAAUACAGGCCAACGAUGCCUGUUAUUUCUGUUGUUAUUCCCAGGGUUAAGACAAAUCAGCUGAAAUGGAGCUUUAGUGGAGCUUUUGAGGCGAGGCAGUCACUUAUUGUCAGAGGCCUCUUCCCAAUGCUCGCUGACCCUCGUCACCCUGCGGAAUCAACAAGUGCGACAAACGAGUCAGUCCUGAAGGUUGCUCUAGACCAUGGGAAGCAUGCUGGAGUGAUCAAGUCCCAUGACAGAGUAGUGGUGUGCCAGAAAGUUGGUGAUGCAUCUGUGGUUAAGAUCAUCGAGCUCGAGGAUUAACUUUUGCCUCACAAAAAAAAAUCAAAACAUUAUAAAAUUGGCUGCAUUUUGGGUUGCCUUGAAUUGAUGAUGACUCGAAUGCCGGAGUGAGUAUAUUAUCUCCGGGACUUUUGGUUUUUUUGCACUUAGGAGAUUUGAUGUCUAUAAGGGUUGCCCCUUAUUUUUCGCUAUAUUUGAUUACCUUCAAAAUUUAAGCAUAUGAUAAAAGAGUAUACAAUGCCUAGCAAAUUUUAUAAUAAGCUGUGUUACAUUCCCUA
Camelina sativa (false flax) is the source of this 1987-nucleotide messenger RNA. RefSeq names its product pyruvate kinase 1, cytosolic. The record is from RefSeq and is a predicted model, not a curated record. Gene Ontology annotation, biological process: glycolytic process. Gene Ontology annotation, molecular function: potassium ion binding; pyruvate kinase activity; magnesium ion binding. NCBI's taxonomy places the organism in Eukaryota, Viridiplantae, Streptophyta, Magnoliopsida, Brassicales, Brassicaceae.